This is a messenger RNA of Halteromyces radiatus, 1305 nucleotides long. RefSeq names its product seryl-tRNA synthetase. Gene Ontology annotation, biological process: mitochondrial seryl-tRNA aminoacylation. Gene Ontology annotation, cellular component: mitochondrion. The coding region runs from base 1 to 1305 and encodes 434 amino acids. The record is from RefSeq and is a predicted model, not a curated record. The transcript is spliced from 3 exons. Gene Ontology annotation, molecular function: ATP binding; serine-tRNA ligase activity; tRNA binding. Lineage: Eukaryota; Fungi; Mucoromycota; Mucoromycetes; Mucorales; Cunninghamellaceae.
AUGCUCAAACGAAACUAUGAUAGUGAUAGUAUACGUCAAGUGGCUGCUCUAUACCAACAACAACAGCAGCUUCAGGAACAAGUCGAUGGAUUCUGUCAAGAACGUGAUCAAGUAAACAAAUCUAUUCGACAAGCCAAGACAAAGGAAGAAAGGACCCAGUAUAUCUCUCAAGGAAAGCAAUGGAAAGAUAAAAUUAAACAUGUUACCAAUCAAAUAGAACAGAUUCAAUUAGAAAUGGAAACACAUGCUCUUAUGGUACCCAAUGAUACUCACCCGGAUGUUCCAGUUGGAGAUGAAUCUCAUGCUAAGGUGAUCAAGAUGGUUGGCAAGCAACGUAUUCAUGAAGGAGAACUCAAGGAUCAUUUAACACUGGCAGAAGAUUUGGAUAUGGUAGAUUUUGAACAAGCAUCUCUGGUAACAGGAUCGAAAUGGUACUAUUUGAAGAAUGAUGCUGUAUGGUUAGAAUUAGCUUUGAUUCAAUAUGCUAUGGAACAAGCUUAUAUAAGGGGAUUCUCACCAGUGAUUCCUCCUGAUGUAAUACGAACCAGUGUAGCCUAUGGAUGUGGUUUUCAACCUCGAAAAUCAGAAGCCUCGCAAAUCUAUAGUGUGACGACUCCUAGCACUGUCAAUACCUCGGCACCCAAGUUAUGUUUGGCUGGUACGGCGGAAAUACCAUUGGCGGGAAUGUUUGCACAACAAUUGAUCAAAGAAGAAGACUUGCCUCGAAAACUAGUUGGAGUGGGUCAUGCUUUUCGUGCUGAAGCUGGUCAUGGAUCUGCUAAUGAACGUGGAUUAUAUCGUGUACAUCAAUUCUCAAAGGUCGAAUUAUUUGCUGUUACUAGUCCUGAACAAAGUCAAGAUAUGUUGGAUGAAUUACAAUCACUACAAGAACAUAUGUUUUCAGAACUUGGUCUCUGUUUCCGGGUAUUGGACAUGCCAACCGAAGAAUUGGGUGCAAGUGCCUAUAGAAAAUAUGAUAUUGAAGCAUGGAUGCCUGGAAAGAAUGACUGGGGGGAAAUAUCUUCAACAUCCAACUGUACAGAUUAUCAAACAAGACGAUUAGAUAUUCGAUACCUUUCCAAAGAAUUCAAGGAUAAUGUUGGAGGCAAGGAUGUAAGGGUACCAUGGCAUAUCAAGGAAAAAUGGGUGAAAUUUUGUCAUACAUUGAAUGGAACGGCUAUGGCAGUGCCUCGUGUGAUUAUUGCGCUAUUAGAAACGCAUCAACAACCUGAUGGAUCUAUCUUGGUGCCUCAAGUCUUACGAAAAUGGAUUCCUGGUCAACCAAGCGUAUUGAAUAAGAAAUAG